AUGAGAGAGUGCAUUUCGAUCCACAUUGGGCAAGCUGGAAUCCAGAUUGGGAAUGCUUGCUGGGAGCUUUUCUGUCUAGAGCAUGGCAUCCAGCCCGAUGGACAGAUGCCGAGCGACAAAACUGUUGGAGGUGGAGACGAUGCUUUCAACACGUUCUUCAGCGAGACUGGAGCGGGAAAGCACGUCCCUCGGAGUGUUUUCCUGGACCUUGAGCCGACAGUGGUGGACGAAGUCAGGACUGGAACUUACAGGCAGCUUUUCCACCCCGAGCAACUUAUCAGUGGCAAGGAAGACGCCGCAAACAACUUUGCUAGAGGUCAUUACACAAUUGGAAAAGAGAUAGUCGAUCUUUGCCUUGACCGGAUACGAAAACUUGCUGACAACUGUACUGGUCUUCAAGGAUUCAUGGUCUUCAAUGCUGUCGGUGGUGGAACCGGCUCGGGUCUGGGCUCUCUUUUGCUCGAGAGGCUGUCAGUAGAUUACGGGAAGAAGUCAAAGCUCGCGUUUACAGUGUAUCCUUCUCCACAAGUCUCCACGGCCGUGGUGGAGCCAUACAACAGCGUUUUGUCAACACACUCGCUGCUGGAACACACCGAUGUUGCCGUGAUGCUCGACAACGAAGCCAUCUAUGAUAUCUGCAGAAGAUCACUCGACAUCGAGCGUCCUACGUACACGAACUUGAACAGGCUCGUCUCGCAAGUGAUCUCAUCCCUCACAGCUUCACUCCGCUUUGACGGGGCUCUCAACGUCGAUCUCACCGAGUUCCAGACCAACUUAGUCCCUUAUCCUCGCAUUCACUUCAUGCUCUCCUCCUACGCUCCGGUCAUCUCCGCCGAGAAAGCUUACCACGAGCAGCUCUCAGUGUCCGAGAUCACAAACACAACCUUCGAGCCGGCUUCGAUGAUGACGAAGUGUGAUCCGCGGCACGGGAAAUACAUGGCCUGCUGCCUCAUGUAUCGAGGAGACGUGGUUCCAAAGGACGUAAACUCGGCCGUGGGAACCAUCAAAACGAAGAGGACGAUCCAGUUCGUGGACUGGUGUCCGACCGGAUUCAAGUGUGGGAUCAACUAUCAGCCCCCGACAGUGGUUCCAGGAGGAGAUUUGGCAAAGGUCCAGCGCGCGGUAUGCAUGAUCUCAAACUCGACAAGCGUCGGAGAGGUUUUCUCGCGGCUGGAUCACAAGUUUGAUCUCAUGUACGCAAAGCGAGCGUUCGUUCACUGGUACGUCGGAGAGGGGAUGGAGGAGGGAGAAUUCUCAGAGGCUCGCGAGGAUCUGGCGGCGCUAGAGAAGGAUUACGAGGAAGUCGGGGCGGACUCGACCGAGGGAGAGGGCGAAGACGAGGGCGAGGAGUAUUAACCGGCCUCCCGCUGAUUUUUAAAAGUUUGAAUUCACAUAUAUUG
Selaginella moellendorffii is the source of this 1400-nucleotide messenger RNA. Its product is annotated as tubulin alpha chain. Gene Ontology annotation, cellular component: microtubule; cytoplasm. Gene Ontology annotation, molecular function: structural constituent of cytoskeleton; GTP binding. Bases 1 to 1356 code for a protein of 451 amino acids. The transcript is spliced from 4 exons. Gene Ontology annotation, biological process: microtubule cytoskeleton organization; mitotic cell cycle. The record is from RefSeq and is a predicted model, not a curated record. NCBI's taxonomy places the organism in Eukaryota, Viridiplantae, Streptophyta, Lycopodiopsida, Selaginellales, Selaginellaceae.